This is a messenger RNA of Xyrauchen texanus (razorback sucker), 3654 nucleotides long. RefSeq names its product thioredoxin domain-containing protein 5-like. NCBI's taxonomy places the organism in Eukaryota, Metazoa, Chordata, Actinopteri, Cypriniformes, Catostomidae. The transcript is spliced from 10 exons. Gene Ontology annotation, molecular function: protein disulfide isomerase activity. The coding region runs from base 94 to 1326 and encodes 410 amino acids. Gene Ontology annotation, biological process: protein folding. Gene Ontology annotation, cellular component: endoplasmic reticulum. The record is from RefSeq and is a predicted model, not a curated record.
UCUAAAGAUCGGCGCUAACACACUCUCACAGACUUAUUUAAAGUCACCGCUCCCGUUCAUUUACACAGGAGCUGGAUCGUGGCCUGUUCAUUGAUGAACAUGACGCCGUUUGUAAUAACUUUUAUUUAUGUCUCGGUGUUAUUUGCGGGCAUUUGUUGCGACAAUGACACAGAGGAGAAUGAGCACGCCAAACACACGUACACAGCGGAGAUGUUUAAUGAUGCCGUGUCCACAACUCCACACUUCGUUAUGUUCUACGCGCCCUGGUGUAGUCACUGUCAGAGGCUCCAGGGCACAUGGAACGAGCUGGCCGAGAAAUACAACAGUAUGGAGUCUCCUCCAGCGUAUGUUGUGAAAGUUGACUGCACCAAAGACACAAAUUUCUGCUCCAAUGAACAAGGCAUCCGCGGAUACCCCACUCUGAAGCUGUAUAAGCCGGAGCAGGAGGCGGUGAAGUAUCAGGGCCCAAGAGACCUGCAGUCACUGGAGACCUGGAUGCUGAAAAUCCUGCAGGAGGAGCCUGAGGAGCCUCAGAGCGAGCCUGAGCCACCCAAAGUCCCUGAACCCAAACAGGGCCUGUAUGAACUCACAGCCGCUAACUUCAAAUCACACAUCUCUAAAGGUUCUCAUUUUGUGAAGUUCUAUGCGCCGUGGUGUGGUCACUGCAAAGCCAUGGCUUCUACAUGGGAGCAGCUCGCCACCAGCUUUGAACACUCAGACACCAUCAAGAUCAGCAAGGUGGAUUGUACGCAGCAUUAUGAGGUGUGUUCAGACAAUCAGGUGCGCGGUUACCCUACACUACUGUUCUUCACUGAUGGAGAGAAGGUGGAUCAGUACAGAGGCAAGCGGGAUCUGGACUCAUUUAAAGAGUUUGUGGAUAAUAUUGUGAAAGCUUCAGCAUCUAAAGAUGAACCAGCAGCAGAGGAGGACCACGAUAAUAACAUCCCACCCAGUGUUGAGCCCGACAAACAAGAGUCCAAUGUUCUGGUGCUGACCGAGACCAGCUUUGAUGAGACUGUAGCCAACGGUUUCAGCUUCAUCAAGUUUUAUGCCCCCUGGUGCGGUCACUGUAAGAAUCUGGCACCUACAUGGGAUGAUCUGUCCAAGAAAGAGUUUCCAGGUCUGACUGACGUGAAAAUCGCUAAAGUGGACUGCACUGUGGAGAGGACGCUCUGCAACAGAUUCUCUGUGCGUGGAUAUCCAACACUCCUGAUGUUCCGGGCGGGGCAGCAGGGGGAGGAGCAUAAUGGUGGGCGGGACUUAGAGAGCCUGCACAGUUUUGUGAUGAAGCAGGCCAGAGAUGAGCAGGCCAAAGAUGAGCUGUAGCUCCGCCCCCAUUCUCCAUCUCACCACAAACCUACACACAUCUGUCUCCAUAUAGCAUACUGUCAAACGGACUGCUAUUGUUUAUUUUUUGUUUUUCAUUUGUCUCAUAUCUGCUCAGGUGAAAACAAUCCAUUCUGCAUAUCACAUAAUGAAAAACUAAUGUAAAUCAGCGCAACUUGUCAGAUCAUGGACCAGUUCAUAAUCAUUAGUAACGGACAACCACAUUACUAGUAUUUGUACUUUAGAUUAAUUUUUCCUCCUUUUGAAGAAACAAUGAGUUUGAGUUUGGUUUAAAGAAAAUGUCACAAACUUUCAUAUUAUUCAAUCGGUUAUGAUGCAAAUUUUGUACAUGUAAAUUAUAUGAGGAAUUUCAGCUUACUUUGUUCUUAAUAUCUACUAAGAACAUGUGACCUCAGGGAGACCAUGUACUAUUUAAAGAGAACAACAUCAUGUACCUGCAGUCUUUUGUUUUUUUUUUUCAUUAUAAUGUAAAAUACUGUACAAAACACAAUUUCAAACCGCACUUUUUAUCUAUAUGUGCUCUUGUUGAUGAAACUUUGAACGUGUUUGUUGUAAAGAUGGUUUUGUAUUUGUUGUACCUUUCAUUAGCUUGGUUCAAAGGGGCAAAAGUGGCAUAAGCCAGACUAAAAUUGUUUGCUGGGUUGGUUAUCUCCCAAACUGGCUAUGAUGGGUUUUAUCUGGUUUAAGUGGUCUCUUAACCAGGCCAGUCUAACCAGCUUGGUGGCCAGCUGAGACCACCAAAGCACUUUAGUCUGGUUUAAGCUGUUUUUUUCCAGCAGGUAGGCCAUUUGCUUAACAUUUCAGAGAGGUUUACUCUUCAAAAGCCUUAAGUUCUUUUAAAGGUAUUUGAAUGGGAUAGCCACAGCAUUUCACAUUUUUUUUAUUUUUCACCCCCAGCAAUAUGGAAAAUUUCAAAUAUACGGUACAGAAAUAUGGUUUACCUAACACAUCUUCAGUUAUAGUGAGCUUGUGACAGAUAAAAAGUUAUGAUACCGUAGAAUCUGUUUCUUAAAACCGCUGAUAUGGCUUUAUUUGGCCUGUGAUACAUUUAUAAUGUAAUUAUUAUAAUUUGUUUUGGCUUAGAAUUGCCUUUUUAUGUUGUUUAAAUGAGUCCACAAUCUCAUUAUUUUCUCAUUUUUGUCUUUAUGUUGUGUUCACAGCUUUCACAUGCAGUCAAUGAUUUUAAUACUACUUCUGACCCGACUAAAACAUUUUCUGAUGGUGAAAUUCAGACACUAGCGGCGCCUGGUAAUCCUAGCUAAAGAAACACUGAUAGUGCUCACAUAUGGUUUUAUUGAUUUGAACAAAAUGUCAUUUGCAUUUUUCCUUUCAAAUGUUCACACACUGAGAUGUUUAUUUUUCUCUUUUACUGGAUCUGAAAGUGAAGGAAGGGAAAAGCAAUCAGACAAACCACACAUAUUCACUGCAAUCUUUAUGAGAGGCAAGCCGACCCCAGUGAAAAAAGAAAAUGUAUUUCUGUCUCUAUGAGAGGGGUACACACACUGCCCGGGGGGGUUUGUACAAAAAUUUCAUAAUAAAAUUACUUUUUUUCCAAAAAUAGAUGUUUAAAUGUUUCUGUUAUUCUUUGUCUUUGUGGUAUAUGGUUCAUAAAAAGUGCAAUAAAUAAGCUGUAAAAUGUACAAGUAUUUACACACAGAUGUCUAAACAUGACUGAGACAUGUAAACAGCAGUUUACCCGAGGCAUGGGAUAGAAUUAGGAAUGGGAAUUGUAAGUAAACGAUUCUGGUUCAUUAACAGUUUUAAUUCAUUUAGUCAUUUUGAGGACAAUGAAAGAAUGGACAAUGUUUUGAAAAUGGAAGUGACGAUGUUUCUUAUUGCAUGCUCUUGUCAAGUUAUAAGAAAAUUGAAGAUGUCAAUUGUCCACCAUCUUGAAAGAACAUACAUUUGUAAAUGGAAUUUUAUGAUUCUUAAAACAAAAUACAAAAAGAAGAAAAAACAGGUAAAUACUAUUUUACAUUUAUUGUAGCUAGCAGCUUCACUCCUCAACCUCUCCUAAACAUACUUUAAGAUUGACUUUCUGUGAGGCAUGUCAUGUGAAAAGUUGCACAUGGACUUCUUGCACAAAAAUGAUAAAUUAGACACUCCAAAAUUGAUAGUUGAUUCACGUGCACAUUACGUGCUCUUAUCAUCGUGACAGCAUGACUAUGGAGGCCCGUUUCCGGCAUGUGAAAAAACAAAAAAUGCUUUGAUAAAUUAUGACUCAAAGUCCGAGAAUCAGAAUCAGGGUUAUCAUUUUGUGAUAAAAGUCAUAAUUGUGAGAUAAGUAAAAAUUGUGAGAUAUUAAGU